Molecule: messenger RNA, 912 nt
Organism: Leishmania major strain Friedlin
Lineage: Eukaryota; Euglenozoa; Kinetoplastea; Trypanosomatida; Trypanosomatidae
Exons: 1
Coding region: 1-912 (303 amino acids)
Biological process (GO): succinate transmembrane transport; acetate transmembrane transport
Cellular component (GO): plasma membrane
Molecular function (GO): acetate:proton symporter activity
Source: RefSeq, a predicted model, not a curated record
AUGUCCACUAUCAGCGGGCUUAAUGGCAAACCCGCCCAUGAGCCCGUCACCUCCGCCGCCCAAAUCAACACCGACCUGGGCGCGUUCCAUGAGAAGUAUUCGUGCGGCAACGUGUCCCAGACAGCGCUCGGCCGCCAGGAUCCCCUGGCUCUCAACACGAACGGCAAAUCGCUCCGUAAAAACUCGCUGAGGCUGAAGCGGAAGCGGCUGUGUGAGCUCCAAGAGUGGGAAUACCAGGCCGCAACCGCACCGCGGCGCUGCGCGAACCCGGGCCCGGUCGGCCUGCUCGGCUUUGGCCUCUCGACGAUCCUGCUGAACCUGCACAACACCGGGAACUUUCCGCUGUCGACGGUGAUCGUCGCCAUGGGCAUCUGCCUCGGCGGAGGUGCGCAGUUUAUCGCGGGUAUGCUCGAGUGGGUGCGCGGUAACACCUUCGCGUACGUCGCCUUCACCUCGUACGGUACCUUCUGGCUGUCCCUCGUGUGCGUCUGGAUGCUGCCAAACACAGCCGCCGGCACCUCCAACCUCGUGGCUCCAGCGAGCGAGUACUUUGUAGGCGUGUACCUCUUCUUGUGGGGCAUCUUCUCCUUCGUCAUGCUUUUGUGCACUAUCCGCAUGAACCUCGCCAUCUUUCUCGUGUUCCUUACCGUGACGCUGCUCUUCCUGAUGCUCGGCUGCAGCAGCAUGGCGAACAGCGCGAUAGGGCUGCGUGCGGCUGGCUACGAGGGCAUCAUCUGCGGCUCCCUCGCCCUCUACCUCGCCUUUGCCGAGAUUCUGAACGAGAUGUGGGACCGCACAGUCCUGCCGGUGAUCCCGAUGACGCAGGCGCUCGGCUGGUUCGGCGCCAGCCCUGAGAAGGCAAGCGACAGUGCCGAGCUGGCGUACCACGAUCAGCCCCCCAAGGUCAACUGA